Molecule: messenger RNA, 1351 nt
Organism: Armigeres subalbatus
Lineage: Eukaryota; Metazoa; Arthropoda; Insecta; Diptera; Culicidae
Product: zinc finger and BTB domain-containing protein 14-like
Exons: 2
Coding region: 178-1323 (381 amino acids)
Biological process (GO): regulation of transcription by RNA polymerase II
Molecular function (GO): RNA polymerase II cis-regulatory region sequence-specific DNA binding; DNA-binding transcription factor activity, RNA polymerase II-specific
Source: RefSeq, a predicted model, not a curated record
UCUCGUCCCGUCUUAGGUUUGAAUGACUGAACCAACAAGCCAAAAACGAAAACGCAACCACAACAACACCAGACUGUCAAAGAGCAGCGUCAAUCCAAAGAAGGAACAUGAAGGAGAAAUUCUUAUAGAGAUUUUUCUUCAGGUAGUGAUACUUCAGUUUACAACGACAACACCGAAAUGAGGUCAGAACACGAUGAGGAGGAGUUAUCACAGCCUGUGACUACAGUCAAUCAAGAUCAAAAUAGUGACCAAUGUCCAGAAAUGAUGGACAUCAAACGUGAAGAGAUUGAAAUUUUCGACAGUUUUACCAUCAAACAAGAAGACGACGAGAACUUCGAUAGUUUUCUCCACGGAAAUGUGACAAAUCAGUCCACGGCCGGCCGUGAAUAUGAUGCCCUUUUGAAAAAUGAAGUGGAUGAAGUAAUAUCACAAAACACAGCUUCCCUUCAACAGUCAAAUUUUCAAGAAUUAACAGAUUACAAGGAGCCUUGGCUUAUGGGUGUUGGUGAUCAAUCGCAAUCAUUUUAUGAAUCAAAUAAUUCAUCAGAGCAACAAAUAAUUGAAGCUCAAGCAAUCGACGACAUUAGCAACAUCAUUAAGAUAGAAUUUCAGCAUUCAGUUGAUGUAUCUAAUAAUCAAAUAAGUAAACCUAUUUCCAUCGAAAUUGGCAGUGCUAUCGAAAGUCCCACGAAGAAACCGAUUUGUUUCACCAGCCCUGAUUCUGAUGUAGUUCUAUACGUUACCGGAUUAAGGGAUAAACAAACGUCUAAGAGUGAUCCGCCCAUCAUGAAAUCAAUCAAAUCAGAAGAACUGAUAAUCGAUGACACCCCGGAGAAACCUGAAAUAAAAAUACCGGACGUUCCGCUGUCCCAGCCUGCUGCUUCCAGUAAGAAACGAGUGAAGAAAAAUCUUAAGUCAUCGUUUAUCAGUGAAUGGGGAUGCCACAUAUGCAACAGGAUGUUUCGCAAUAGGGGAGGAUUGAUCCAGCACAACAACAGCCACCACUCCGGAGACAAGCCGUUUGUCUGUAGAGUGUGUGGAAAGCGUUUUUUCAACGAGGACGCCUUGCUGCAGCACGAGCUAAAACACGAAAAAGCUGAUAAACCGUUCAAAUGUAACUUCUGUACGAGGCAGUAUAUCCAUUCGUACGAUCUGAGGCGGCACGUGGUUCUGCAUCACACACCAGAUGCCCCCUACAUCUGCAGGUACUGCAGUAAGGCUUUCGACAGGAAUGAUCACGUGAAAGACCACGAAAUAAGUCAUGAAAACGGGACGGUGAAAGGUCGACGAAAGAAUAAGAAAAAAUCUCAUUCUGACAAAUAAACUUAUGGAAUGCUAGUUUUAGAUUAAA